Molecule: messenger RNA, 624 nt
Organism: Geodia barretti
Lineage: Eukaryota; Metazoa; Porifera; Demospongiae; Tetractinellida; Geodiidae
Source: the annotation of a GenBank genome assembly
AUGAACCAGAGAGAGUUAAAUGACACACAAGAGAAGCUGCAAGGCAGUGAGCAGUUAGUGGCAGCUUUUCAGGAGAGCCUACAGCAGAAAGACCAGACCAUCACCGACCUCCAGCAGACACUAUCUGACCGCGAGCAAAAGAUUGAGCAACUGCAAGAGCAGGGAGACAGGGCCAGUAGAGACCAACCACCACAACAGCCAGUCACAAAACCACAAACAACAGUGGAAGCACCAUUGGCAAUGGUUAGAGGAGCAGCAGUCAUGCAUGGGGAUACUGCUUAUUUCGCACCAGCUGAUUCAAACGAGAUAUACUCGUACCAGAACAUUCUAGAAAAAGGAUGCUGGUCACAGCUACCGGAUAAUUAUUUUGAGAAUUAUGGUCUGGUCAUAAUCAGUGGUUAUCUCACUAGUAUUGGUGGUUGGAACAAUGGUUCAACUGCUACCCUACUCAGCCUCAUACGUGAGGACAAAAGGAAGAUCUGGUCUGCAAUCUUCCCUCCCAUGUUUACACCCCGUAGUGACGCGGCCUGUAUUACAACUGAGAGUGACCUAGUUGUGGUAGGUGGUAUUGGAAAGUUUUUCGAAAAAUGUCGAUACUGUGGAGGUGAUGAACAUCGAUUCUGA